AUGAAGUUUUACCAGAUCGCCGCGCUCAUUGCGCCUGUCCAGGCUGCGCUCCGCUUCGGAUGCUCGACGCUGAGUAUCCAGCGUCUCGACCCUCUUGUCGAGCCGGGAAAACUGCCUUCUGCCCAUGUGCAUCAGAUUGUUGGGGGCAAUGCCUUCAACGCGACCAUGGACAAGGACCCCGGUGAGGUGGCGACAUGUACGACGUGCACUUUUACAGAAGACCUUAGGUAUGUGCAUUGCUUUGUUUUCGUUGGGUCGAAUGCGAGUGGGGGUACUGAGACUCUGAGUAGCAAUUACUGGACGGCAGCCAUGUUCUUUAGGCAUGAGAAUGGGUCUUACAAGCGGGUGCCGAUUAUGCAGAAUACGGCGUUGCCAGAUGGUAUCAAUGGUGGCAUGACCAUUUACUACACGCAGCAAGACUUCAACUCGAAUGGAAACCAGAAGAUCACGGCGUUCCCCAAGGGUUUCCGCAUGACUGUGGGUAGUCCCACGACCAACAGUCUAGACGCCGCGAAGAAACAUAUCGGCUUGCGCUACGUCUGUCUGACCGACAAAGGCACUCGGUUUCCCGAACUCCCCGACUUCCCCACGAAGCCAUGCAAAGGCGGCAUCAUGACCGUCCACCACUUUCCCUCCUGCUGGGACGGCAAAAACGUCGACUCCCCCAACCACCAAGACCACAUGUACAACACCGCCAAAGAAGCCUUCUCACCCGCCGGCGCCUGCCCCUCCUCCCACCCCAUCCGCAUGCCGCAAGUAGCAUACGAAACGCUAUGGGACACUGCGCAAUUCGCCUCCCUCUGGCCCAAAGACGGCUCCAACCCCUUCUUCCUCAGCUACAACGACAACAAGGGGUACGGCACGCACGCCGACUACUUGUUUGGGUGGAAGGGGGAUGCGCUGCAGCGGGCCAUGGAUUCGAAUUGCAUGUUUCAGGCGUGUGAGAAUGGGAAGCCGUUGAAGAGUCAGGGGGUUGCGGCGAUGAACAAGUGCGCGGUUAAGAGCAGUGUGAAUGAGAAUUUGGAUGGGUGGAUUUCUGCGCUGCCGGGGGCGCCGAUGCCGAUGUGA
Messenger RNA from Plenodomus lingam JN3, 1068 nucleotides. Lineage: Eukaryota; Fungi; Ascomycota; Dothideomycetes; Pleosporales; Leptosphaeriaceae. The record is from RefSeq and is a predicted model, not a curated record.